This is a messenger RNA of Cucurbitaria berberidis CBS 394.84, 915 nucleotides long. RefSeq lists its product as uncharacterized. The transcript has a single exon. The record is from RefSeq and is a predicted model, not a curated record. Lineage: Eukaryota; Fungi; Ascomycota; Dothideomycetes; Pleosporales; Cucurbitariaceae. The coding region runs from base 1 to 915 and encodes 304 amino acids.
AUGGCUAGUGUUCUCAAGGGCGGCUUCGGCUCCUCAAACGGAAACGGGAAUAGCAACGGAAAUGUCAGUGGCGGCACCGAAUUCAUCAACACGCUCUCCCCACUCAAAGGCCUCCUCGACGGCUACGACAACACGCUCCCUUGCAGCAAGCAGACCAUCGCCGUCCCCCAAACCUUCCAAGAUGCCAUGGCAGUGCGAGAACAGGUCUACGGCGAGCAAGGCGUACCUCUAGAUGCCGAAUAUGACGAGGACGACGCCCGCAGCUGGCACUGGGUCGCAUAUGCUUCUGUAGCCACAAGCUCAGGCUCUCCGCCCAAGACUCUGCGCUCAAAGUCGCCUAACACGCCCGCAGACGACGCCCGCCGCGCCUCUGCCACCGCCACACGAGUCCCAGUCGCAACGAUCCGUCUGGUACCGCCGCCUCACGGUGCGAACAAGUAUGUCGACGAGCAUAAGACGGUCGACAAGCACCCUGAUGCAGAGCCGGCUGAUGAGUCGGAGAAAAAGCACACAGCGGAGCCAUACGUCAAGUUAGGGCGGCUUGCCGUGCUGACACCGUACCGGAAACUAGGCCUUAGUAAGCUACUCAUCAACGCCGUCUUCGACUUCGCGACGCACAACUCGGAAAAGAUAUACCGCCCUCCAUCGCCAACAGCCCUCGAAAUGGCACAGAGGCAGGGUCAGAACAAGGAGAAGGAAAUCACCUGGCAAGGCCUGGUUAUGAUCCACGCACAAGCGGACGUCAAGUACAUGUGGGAGAAGCAUGGCUUCCGGGAGGAGCUGGUAAAUGACAAGGGCGAAGUCGAGAUUGCGGCUGAGCCGCGCUGGGUCGAAGAGGGCAUUGAGCAUGUCGGCAUGUGGAAGAGGCUCCAGCUGGUGAAAGAGAAGAGGUUGUCCAUAUCCCAGGAGGCCUAA